This is a messenger RNA of Bipolaris sorokiniana ND90Pr, 2130 nucleotides long. RefSeq lists its product as uncharacterized. Bases 42 to 2009 code for a protein of 655 amino acids. Gene Ontology annotation, molecular function: alkaline phosphatase activity. Gene Ontology annotation, biological process: dephosphorylation. NCBI's taxonomy places the organism in Eukaryota, Fungi, Ascomycota, Dothideomycetes, Pleosporales, Pleosporaceae. The record is from RefSeq and is a predicted model, not a curated record. The transcript is spliced from 6 exons.
GAGAGCCUUGUGUAAUCGUACAUCUCUCAAUCGCGUUCGCCAUGAAGUGCACAUGCUCGGCUGUCGUGGCAGCAGCCCUUUUGGUGGGCUCUGUUUCUGCGCAGACAUUCAGGAGACUUGAAGCUUGCCCGGAGCUUGGCUGCGUGUUCCCACCUGACCAGGCUGACUUCCUUGCUGGCCAAUUCUUCGACAUUCGACUUGAGGUGCACCAGCCGAUCAAUGGCUCCGAGGCCAUUGGACUACCGCUGGAUGAACAGUUCACCUUUACCGUCGGAAAGAAGGGCGAGGAAGCACAAUCUGUAACCGAGUUCUUCGAGCUCGAGGAGCCGAAACUGGAGAAAUGGAAUUUCACCUAUUUUGAAGAUCUAUUUGCUCGCGACGCAAAAAAGCCCUCCCUAGUCAAUGUAGCCGCCAAGGCGUAUCGUCGUAUCGCCUUAUACGAGCCAGGAGAGUACACAGCGACAUUGCACUACAAUAACGGGAGCACAACGGAAGCCACAUGGACUGUACGUGAUCUGGCUGAGGAGCGCAAGACUAAAAAUAUCAUUUUCUUCAUUGGAGACGGCAUGUCGACGGCCUCGAUCACUGCGGCUCGUUCCCUUGGUCAUAAGUCCAUCAACGGAAAAUUUCAAAGCACUUUGGCUAUGGACAAGUUUCCCAGAGUUUCCCAUUCAAUGACCCAUUCAUUAGCGACUUUCAUUACCGAUUCCGCAAACUCAGCUGCCGCUUUGAAUACAGGACAUAAAAGUUCCGUCAACGCCCUCAAUGUAUAUGCCGAUUCAUCCCCGGACCCACUGGAUGAUCCUCGCGUUGAGUCGAUCGCUGAAAUCUUCCAUCGUUUAACUGGAGGGCACAUUGGCAUUGUGUCGACAGCAUUUAUCGCCGAUGCGACGCCUGCUGCCUUGGUCUCACACACGCGUCUCAGAAACCAAUAUGGGGUCAUCGUUGACACAUAUCUCAACGGCGCACAGAACUGGACAAAGACCCCUAUAGACGUCAUAUUUGGAGGCGGAGGCGAACAGUUCUACCCUUCUGAGCUCGGCGGAGUCACUUAUGAGGACAAGAAUUACUAUGACGAGUUCGCCGCCCAGGGAUAUCAGGUUGUGCACAACCGUACGAGUCUCUUGGCGGCAUCGCCCGACGAGAAGACCUUAGGUAUUUUCUCAACCUCUAACAUGGCCAAGUGGCUCGACCGAAAUGUAUACCGCGACAAUCUCAAUCAAACUCUUUCGCCAACUGGUGAUAAGAAGCCCGCUCUCGAUCAGCCCGGGCUGAAGGAGAUGACCCUCAAGGCCAUCGACAUUCUGGAAAGCCGCUCUGGUGACAAAGGCUGGUUUCUCAUGUCUGAAGCUGCAAGCAUAGAUAAGAUGCUCCAUGCACAAGAUAGUUUGAGAGCGCUUGGCGAGCUUCUGGAGCUUGACGACACUGUCAAGGCGACCGUUGAACACCUAAAGUCGAAGGAUUGCCUUAAAGAUACUUUGAUCGUCGUUACCGCUGAUCAUGGCCAUGGUUUUGAUGUUAUGGGCUCCGUCGACACGCAUUAUCUUGCUGCGCAGGAGUCUGACCGCAAGAAGCGUGACGCGAUUGGCGUCUACGAGCAGUCCGGUCUCUCUGAAUACAUCAACACUGGAAACCUUACCUACCCAGAUUCGCAUUUCCCCAGCAACUGGGAUCCUCGCUACACAUUCUAUCAGGGUCUCACAGCUGGUCCGGAUCGCCGUGAGAACUGGAAAGUGACCAAGGACGGUCCUAGGAAGCCCGCUGUUGAACUGGAAAAGGGUAGCGACGACUUCUACGCCAACCCCAAAGAUGGUAAGGGUGGUAUUUUGGUCAAUGGCACAUUGCCAGUGGAGAACGACCAGGGCGUUCAUUCCUUGACCGACGUGCCCGUUUACGCAAUGGGCCCUUGCCAGGAUCUUUUCCAGGGAACCUACAACAACAUUGAGAUCUUUUACAAGAUGGCCGAGUGUUUCGGUCUUGGACGUGGGGAGCCAUCUGAAGAGAAGUAGAGAUUUGGGGAAAUACAGUGCAUAACGAUAUGACGAAAAAACACAAGCAACUCUGCAGUUGUAUAGUCUAGCUAUAGUAUAUAUAUAUUGAAUGUAUAAUCAGUAAAGACAUCUAUGGGCG